Dreissena polymorpha is the source of this 873-nucleotide messenger RNA. RefSeq lists its product as uncharacterized. The record is from RefSeq and is a predicted model, not a curated record. NCBI's taxonomy places the organism in Eukaryota, Metazoa, Mollusca, Bivalvia, Myida, Dreissenidae. The transcript has 5 exons. The coding region runs from base 170 to 604 and encodes 144 amino acids.
AAGGUUGUGACGUCAUGAAAUAUCAACAACAUAUCGUCACGCCAUUUAGCGGAUUUUCACUGUCGAAUGUUAAGCGUUCAUUUAUAAAACAGAGCAGUGGAGUGGAUUUGCAUUUGUAAUUCUAUCAAAUAAUUAUUAAAGAGAUAAUCAAGGUCAGUCAAAGAGGAAAAUGGCUGGACGUUUUGGGCUGGCACGACUCGGUGCUUUUCGAAGGACCAUGAUAAAGCAAUCGGGGAAUGAUGGUCAUCUCAAAGGCGCACCAUACGAACAACCCGAAAACUGGAAAGCAACGACACCCGGAUUGGAUAUCAAAUCAAUUUUGCACCAUUCAUACCUUGUUCCUCUUCAUUUCUUCACUGGACUAGGAGCUAUCUGCGCUGGUGCCUAUAUAAUAUACAUGGGCUUAUAUGAGGACACACAACUUUUCAAGUAUUUCAAUCCACCUGAUGUAAAGCCAGAUGAAAAACUUUCAUUGUACGAAUGGAAGGGUCCAGAGAAGGAGAUAGAGCUGUUGGGUGACCGCCCUGAGCUACCUGUGCACCUUCCUAGCCACCGCACCUAUGAUGUGAUCAACAAGCACCAGGUUGGAGCCACCAGCCAGUAGGCAUCCAAUUACAAAGUGUAUGUCGUUAACAACUGUCUGAAUUACUGGAUUUAAAAUCAUCACAGUGUUAUCCUUCUAUCCUGAAAUGCUGUUUUUAAGUGGAUUUGUUUCACUUACUAUAAUAUUAAGUGUGGUUAUGAAUUUUGGGAGCUUUCUUGAUUCCACUUUAUUGAGACAAUAGUUUUAAUAACAAGUUUAGAUUUGAGUGUUUGAUGCUGAAUUUACUUGUGUAUUUUGUGAUUUGGUGAAUAAAACAUUGAAAGUGAUAA